AUGGUAACUUCAAAUAGAGUUAAGACUUUGUCCUUUCUUCUUAAAGAUCCCAAUAUGCAACUAAUCUUAAGAAGAUUGUUUUAAUAACCAGAUAAAAUUUUCAAUAAGUUAUAAAAAUUCUCAAUUAUCAAUUAUUACUAAAUUAAAUAAAAUCUUAUAUAUGAUACGUUAGCAUUCUUUUAGUUAAAUAUUUUCAGAUAUCGGUCAAUGAAAAGAUUGAGUUGA
Molecule: messenger RNA, 225 nt
Organism: Paramecium sonneborni
Lineage: Eukaryota; Ciliophora; Oligohymenophorea; Peniculida; Parameciidae
Source: the annotation of a GenBank genome assembly